UCCAUGUUAAUAAGCUAUCGGAAACGCUUAAUGAUUUAUAUCACUAUUGUUAUCGAUGAGUUUUAAUUUGUAUCAGCAUUAAUUUAGUGAAAAAAUGUGGUCCGACACAAUAUUAAUUGUUUUUAUAUCGGUUUGCACCGCCUUUCUGGGCGAAGGACUCACCUGGGUGAUGGUUUACCGGACGGAGAAGUACCAAAAGCUAAAGACCGAGGUGGAAAAGCAGAGCAAAAAGCUGGAGCGCCGCAAGGAGAUCCAUGGGGAUUCCCUGGACAAAGCGGUGAAGAAGAAGAUCGAGCGCGACGAGGAAAAACUGAAAAACAACAAUCGCGAUCUUUCGCUGGUCAAGAUGAAGACUAUGUUCGCUACGGGAUUUGCCUUCACCGCCCUGUUGAGUAUGUUCAACAGCAUUUUCGACGGCCGUGUGGUUGCCCAGCUGCCCUUCACACCCAUCUCCUGGAUCCAGGGACUAAGUCACCGAAACUUGUCCGGGGAUGACUACACGGACUGCUCCUUUAUAUUCCUCUAUAUCCUGUGCACCAUGUCUAUUCGUCAGAACAUCCAAAAGCUUCUGGGCUUUGCCCCAUCACGCGCCGCCAGCAAGCAGGGCGUAGGUCUGUUUGGUCCUGCUCCAGGCCAGUUUAAAUAGUUCAAAUUCAUAAAUUAAAUUAGCUGCAUUUAGUUUUAAUGCACCAUCAACAA
Messenger RNA from Drosophila erecta, 699 nucleotides. RefSeq names its product calcium load-activated calcium channel. The coding region runs from base 95 to 646 and encodes 183 amino acids. The record is from RefSeq and is a predicted model, not a curated record. Gene Ontology annotation, biological process: endoplasmic reticulum calcium ion homeostasis. Lineage: Eukaryota; Metazoa; Arthropoda; Insecta; Diptera; Drosophilidae. Gene Ontology annotation, molecular function: calcium channel activity. Gene Ontology annotation, cellular component: endoplasmic reticulum; endoplasmic reticulum membrane; cytoplasm. The transcript has 3 exons.